UCAGUACCAGCAUUAGUCCAAAGAGCAGCGUCCAGGAGGUGGUUGAGGAUUUAGCAAUGAUGAGAUGCAAAGAAUAAAAUGCAAGCACCAUUCUGGCGCUUCUGUCUGCAUGCACAAUGAGCUCAGCGACUGUGUGGUGAGGACAUCGCAGCACCAGUGAAGAUGUUCUGCGCCAGGCUGAAGGAACUGAAGAUAUCCGGAGAAUGUCCGUUCUCCAAAAGCAACCAGCAGCAGAAGGAGAAGCAGGACGAGCAGCAUGGAGAUGCUGGGGAGAGCUCGGUCGUGCACGUCGGGAGAAAUACGCACGAGCCCACACCGAGACCGAGGAGCAGCAGAGCCAAAGUCAACCUACAUACCCUCGGAGAAAGCAUUCGCAAACUGGCGUGUCCCCAGUUUCAGAGGCUUCACGCUGCCCUCCAAAUAAUGAUGAGCCAAAGCAAGAAAUCUGAAAGCAUUGCAUUUUGUUGCACAGACUGUAGAGAAGAACCGGAGCAUUUGUUGGAAAUGAUGACCGCUUACUCCACCAAAACAGCAAUCCCAAUGGAAGCUUUGAGAGUGUCUCUCGGCGAAGAGCUCUUCCACAUGUGCUACGAAGAAGAUGGCCACAUUUUGCGGGUUGUGGGGGGCGCACUUCACGACUUCCUCAACAGCUUCAACGUGCUUCUGAAGCAGAGCAAUGCACCCCCAGCAGAUGGAGGGGAUUGUGUAAACGAAGCAUCGGUGCUGUGCUUGGACAAAGAUCCGGGUCUGCUUACUGUCUACUUCUUCAACCCCCGCCCCACAACUGAGCUUUUCUUCCCUGGGGUCAUCAAGGCAGCCGCUCGUGUGCUGUAUCACACCACCGUGGAUGUUCUGAUGGACCCCCCCAGUGCCAAAGACAGCAUCCUUCAGUCUAAUCCACAGCACAGUCAUCUCUACACAGUGAUUGUCAAGGGGGAUAAAAGCCUGAGCCCAAGUCCUCUGCGGGCGACCUCAGCUGGGACCCUUCCUACCUCUUUGUUUUCCACUAUCUUCCCCUUCCAUCUCAUUCUGGACCAGGAUCUGGUUCUGGUGCAAAUUGGGCAUGGGCUCAGAAAGAGACUGAGCAGGAAGGAUGGCCUCAGACGUGCUUCCACCUUUCAAGAACACUUCUCAAUCGUGCGUCCCCAGAUUAAAUGCUCCUUUCAGGGCAUCCUGACCAUGCUCAACACCCAGUUUGUCCUUCGGAUCAAGCACGGGGUCUCGGGAGCAGACAACACAGUGAAGCCCAUGGACCUCAAGGGCCAAAUGAUCUACGUUUCCGAGUCCAACGUGAUCUUGUUCUUGGGUUCGCCAUGUGUGGAUAAGCUGGAGGAGUUAACGGGCCGCGGCCUCUACUUGUCUGACAUCCCUAUUCACAACGCGUUACGUGAUGUGGUCCUUGUUGGCGAACAGGCCAAAGCACAGGACGGCCUAAAGAAGCGUCUGGGCAAAGCCAAAGCUGCUUUGGAGCAGGCUCACCAGGCGCUUGAGGAAGAGAAGAAGAAAACAGUGGAUCUCCUCUUCUCCAUCUUUCCCGGCACUGUAGCUCAGCAGCUGUGGCAGGGUCAGGCAGUCCAAGCCAAGAAUUUUGAGCAGGUCACUUUGUUGUUUUCUGACCUGGUGGGCUUCACUGCUGUUUGCUCGCUCUGCACGCCGAUGCAAGUGAUUACCAUGCUCAACGAGCUGUACACCAGGUUUGACCACCAUUGUGGGGAGCUUGAUGUUUACAAGUUGUCGAGUGCUCUCUGGUUACAUGAAAGAAGACGACUUUAAAACAGCAAAAAUGAAGUACAAUUGAGAUUUUAUGGCUGAUGGCUUUCAGUCCUCUGGUCUUGCCCUAGAAGAUGGAAGACAGACGGCUCUCCACUUCAAUGUGUUCCUCAUUGUGUUGAUCAUUUCUUUUUUAUUAAUGACACUAUAUAUUUUCAAUACAUAUGAUUCAUAUUGACACAUGCAAAGAUUGUAGUGGAAAAAAACCUAAAGGUCUACAAUUCUUGUCAGAUUCCUGGGAUUUCUGAUGCAAAGUUCUGAUAUAUAUUUUAUUAUUUCGUCACAUCUGGAUGCAUCGAUUACGGUAAUAAAAAAUCACCGAAUAAAUGUUCGAACUGUAAACAGUAAUGCAGAGAAUGAUCUUUCUUUCAUACAUUUGUUUUGUGGUGUUCGGGCAAGUAACUACCUUUAAAGUUCAUGUAAAGUCAUUUUUAUGAUUUGCUUCUAAAUUCAUGAUAUAUGUUUGAUAAGAUAAAGAUAAGUACUGGAAAGAUUCAAAUACCUUGAACAAUUUAGAGUUGAAUUGUUGAGUUAUAGCAAUAAACUCUUUCUGACCUCAUCUGCUGUAAUUUUUCAAAAGGGCCUAAAUAAGGGUUCUACUGCUAUUAGAAAAAUGUUUUAUGACUAUUGAGCAACAUUGCAUUUUUAUCAUUCAAAUUGUAAUUAGUCCAUCAAGCUAGGCCUAAAAGUUACAGCUCUGACAAAAUAGUAUCUUCUUUUAAUUUUUAUGCCAAUGCCUAUUAUCCAGUCGUUACCUCCGAAGGUAGCGAGGUAUGCAUAAAAUGCGGUCGAGAAAAGUGGUUCUCCCAGGCACGCUGUCGUAGAUGUGGGUGCUAAAAUUACCAAGAGAGAUGCUUCGCCAAGCGUAUGUGCCCACGAAGCCGCGCUAGCAUUGUAGAAGAGCUUAAAAGGCAUGGGAAACAAGCUAGCCAAAGCAUAUGCCUUUUACUAAGUCACAACAAAUAAUGAUUAUUGACUGACAUUGGGCACUUGAGCGGGGCGUGGUUUUGACACAGUCAACAGACACACUUAAAAAUUAACAUCGUAAUGAUAUUGACGGGACACAUUUCCCAGACUCUGCACCAUGCCUUCAAGUAGGGUUCCAUCGGUUGAAGUCUCUUGCAGUUAUUCUCAAACACAUUCAGCGAUCCAAAACCGGAUUUAGGUUGAAAAAGUAUGAAAGCUGUACUGCUUGCAAACAGAAAGGAUUGUGUCAGGAGUGAUUUGUUCAAGGAUUCAAGGUAAAUAUUAUAUUUUUCGUACCAUGCAUGCAUUUUGAAACAUUGUGAAAAAAAUCAAUGGGAGAAAUUAACCACUACGACAUUGGCGUCAUAAUUCGCAGUAUUUAGGUAAAAUAAAUGCUAACUGCUUAGUUUUUUCCUUUUAACCAAGAAUCGAGGCUGUUUUACAUCCAUAUCUAUAAAGAGUUCAGGCAUUUAAGCAUUUAUUCACAAGAAUUUUCAACGUAAAAAGCAAUUUGUGGUGAUUAGGCGUCGUCACAUUAGCUUAAAGACUAGCAGCACAUUCAACAUAUUUACGUAAAAUAAAUGCUAACUGCCCGUUUUUUGCUUUUAACCAAGAAUCGAGACUGUUUUAUGUCCAUGUCUAUAAAGAAUUCAGGGAUUUAAUUAUUUAUUCACAAGAAUUUUCAACGUAAAAAGCUCUUUGUGUUUCCAUUCGGUCAGCUUUGACGGAGAUAGGCCCCCUAUUAAUCUGCCCCACGCCCCAUGUCCCGUCAAUAUUUUAUGAACUCUAUGACUUACGUACACUUUCUGAGACUUGACAGGAUAGGCUUUUUGUGUUUCGGAGCCUUAUUACUACAUUCAAAUUUGGCAGGCUUGUUAACAACACUCUUUGGUCCAAUUGAAUAAUUCAUUAAUGUUGUCUCCUAUCUGACUUAACCUUUAAGAACCUGUACUGAUCUGACUUAUAUUAAUUAGGAAAUAUGCGCAAAAUAAAUAAAUAAAAUUUACCCCCCAAAAUAUUGACUUGAAUAUUUGAUAAAGUACAUUUUUUAGGAACGGAUGUUUCAUGGGUAUAUUAUUCUGACUUCAGUACAGGUUGCAUCGGUUCAGUUACCUCUCAGUGACAGUGAAUGUGAAUGAUUAAGCUGUGUCUGACAGGUAUCUAUUUCAGGAUUUAGUCUUCCUAUUUCCCUAUGUCAAAUGGAAAAGACCCCAACUUCCCAUGAACCUGAACAGGAUAAACUUUGUUUUAGAUGUAUGUAUGGAUGGAUGUUAUUAAAACAGAAUCCCAUUAUUACUGUUUUACUAUUGACUGCAAUAUAGAAUGAUGAUGCUGAUCAUGAUAAUGGAUGAAAAUGGAUGUGACUGUGAAUGCAAAUGGUUGUUAUCUCAAUGGUUUACUGUACGUACAUAGCCUCUGACUGGCUGAUAACCAGUCCAGGAUUUUCCCCUCUCUUGCCCAAAGUAUGCUAGGAUAGGCUCCAGCACACCCACAGCUAAUGAGCAUAAGAGGUAUGGAUGGAUAGACAGAAUAAUACAUCCCAAAACUAAUCUCUAACGUUUUUAACAUUUGCCCACCAACUGUCAAGAGCCACCCAAAGCCACUCUAGUAUUAUAAAAUGAUAUACUGGUGGGUUGUUAUCUGUUCAGGUGGAGACCAUUGGGGAUGCAUAUUGUGUAGCCGGUGGCCUACAUAAGGAGAGUGACACUCAUGCGACCCAGAUCGCACUGAUGGCUUUAAAGAUGAUGGAACUUUCUGAUGAAGUCAGGACACCAACUGGAGAACCAAUACA
Corythoichthys intestinalis (scribbled pipefish) is the source of this 4528-nucleotide messenger RNA. RefSeq names its product guanylate cyclase 1 soluble subunit alpha 1 (gene gucy1a1). The record is from RefSeq and is a predicted model, not a curated record. Gene Ontology annotation, biological process: response to oxygen levels; cGMP biosynthetic process. Lineage: Eukaryota; Metazoa; Chordata; Actinopteri; Syngnathiformes; Syngnathidae. The coding region runs from base 163 to 1773 and encodes 536 amino acids. Gene Ontology annotation, cellular component: guanylate cyclase complex, soluble. Gene Ontology annotation, molecular function: heme binding; guanylate cyclase activity. The transcript has 6 exons.